Molecule: messenger RNA, 531 nt
Organism: Impatiens glandulifera
Lineage: Eukaryota; Viridiplantae; Streptophyta; Magnoliopsida; Ericales; Balsaminaceae
Exons: 1
Coding region: 1-531 (176 amino acids)
Source: RefSeq, a predicted model, not a curated record
AUGGAUCAUGUUUCAACUACUAAAACUUUGAUUCAUGUUUUGAGAGAGCAAGGGUUUGAUAUUUUACACAGUUGCGUGGAAGAAGUUUCUACAAAGUAUGACAUUGAGAUACCUCAGAUGGAAGCUCGUUAUAAAUCUAGUAGAAGUCGUUAUUGUCGACAAAAGGAUUCAAUUACAGUUAAGCAUCACUAUCAAUUUGAUGUAUUUAUUGCUGCAAUAGAUUUUCAAAUUGAAGAGCUCAAUAAUAGAUUCAAGGACGAGGUAGUCGAACUUCUUAAGCUCAGUGGUACUUUGGAACCUAAAGACAACUUUAAACUUCUUAAUGUUGAUCACAUCUAUCAACUUUCUGAGAAAUUCUAUCAUCUAGAUUUUGAUGCACAAGAUUUGCACCACUUGAGAACACAAUUGGCUCACUAUGAGCUUGACAUGCCCGUCAAUGAAAGAUUUCUGAAUUUAUCAACUAUUUCUGAAUUAUGUCGAAGAUUAGUUGAGACAAAUAAGUCAAAAACCUACAAUUUGAUUGAUAAGUAA